AUGGGUUCUGAGACCAUUAGCCUUCCUACUAUAGAUUUCUCCAACCCUGGAUUGAAACCAGGCACUCCAGAGUGGGAUUUAGUGAAAGAUCAAGUGCGUAAAGCACUUGAAGAAUAUGGUUGCUUUGAAGCAUUGUUUGAUAAAAUCCCUCUUGAACUUCAAAAAUCACUUUUUAAUGCCUUAGAAGAGCUAUUCGACCUCCCUUUGCAGACAAAAGUCAGAAACUCAUCUAAGAAGCCUUUCCAUGGCUAUGUUGGACAGUAUCCCAUGGUGCCACUGUAUGAAAGCAUGGGUAUUGAUGAUGCAACCAUCUCUGAAAAAGUUGAGAACUUCACCGACCUCUUGUGGCCUGAGGGAAACUCAAAUUUUUGCAAGACUGUGCAUUCCUACUCGGAUCAGCUGUCAGACUUGGAUAAGAUUGUGAGAAGGAUGAUAUUGGAGAGCCUAGGCGUUGAAAAAUAUAUGGAUGAGCACAUGGAUUCAACAAAUUACCUUCUUAGAGUCAUGAAGUACAAAGGACCUCAAACAACUGAGACAAAGCUUGGACUAAAUGCUCAUACUGAUAAGAACAUAGUAACCAUUUUGUCUCAAAAUCAAGUACAAGGAUUGGAACUUCUCACAAAAGAUGGACAUUGGAUUGAUGUCAAACCUUCUCCAGGAUCCUUCAUUGUCAUGAUUGGAGAUUCCCUCCUCGCAUGGACAAAUGGCCGAUUGCACUCUCCCUAUCACCGAGUAAUGAUGACUGGAAACGAGGCCCGGUACUCAGCUGGUUUAUUUUCAAUCCCAAAGGCUGGCUACAUAAUAAAAGCUCCAGAAGAGCUCGUAGAUGAAGAGCACCCCUUGCUGUUCAAGCCAUUUGAUCAUGUUGAGUUCCUGUCAUUCUACUACACCGAGGCUGGACAAAGAGCUCAAUCUGCCCUCAAGACUUACUGUGGCGUCUAA
Coffea eugenioides is the source of this 942-nucleotide messenger RNA. RefSeq names its product probable 2-oxoglutarate-dependent dioxygenase AOP1. Gene Ontology annotation, molecular function: dioxygenase activity. Bases 1 to 942 code for a protein of 313 amino acids. The record is from RefSeq and is a predicted model, not a curated record. The transcript is spliced from 3 exons. Lineage: Eukaryota; Viridiplantae; Streptophyta; Magnoliopsida; Gentianales; Rubiaceae.